UGUCAGUGUUUAUUUGGCAUAACAAUAAAAAAGAUCUUCGCAUCAAUUUUGUCAGACGAUAGCGAGAAUUAGCCAGCAAAUCCAAUGCCUCUUGAAACGUGUGGAUUCUGUUAUCACAAACAGCUCAUUAUCAGCAUUUGCAAACAUACUGUUUAACCCGCGUAUUGUGGAAGAGGAGGAACAGAGAGAGACGAUAGUGUAUAAUAAUUAGUGCGCUCUCCGAUUGCCGUUCGGGGUGCUGUUAAUCAAAUGGUCGUCGAAAGAUAAAGCAUCUACUGGAAAAGGAGAGUGAAGUAUAGAGGAAAGGGCGGUGCCAAAUCGUUACGAUGUCUGAAAACAUCAAACAUGAGCUUGAUAUGAAAAUGGAGCCAUCCAGUCCAUCGGAAAAGGAUCGCAGCCUUUAUUCGCGCUGUUCCAGUGCGGGAAGUGUCCACACUCCGACAUCAUCUGCCCAUAAUACAGAUGACCUUGAAUUUUCUCUAACAGAGGAUGAAGAGGACUCCGGUGAUAACAAAAGUAGCAGUACGCUCAGCUACAAAGAGCGCCGCCGGGAAGCACACACUCAGGCCGAGCAGAAACGACGGGAUGCUAUCAAGAAAGGAUACGACUCCUUACAAGAGUUGGUUCCAACCUGCCAGCAGACGGAUGCUUCGGGUUACAAACUGAGCAAAGCCUCGGUUCUGCAGAAAUCCAUUGACUACAUAGGCUACCUUCAUCAGCACAAAAAGAAACAGGAGGAUGAACGAACUUCACUGCAGAAGGAAGUGAUGGCACUGCGGAUCAUUCAGAAGAACUACGAACAUAUGCUGCAGAACCAACAGCAGUCACCCGGCAGGACAGAGGCCCGACUAAGUGACGAUGUCAAAUUUCAGGUAUUUAAAGCCAUCAUGGACGAGAUGUUUGUUACGUUUGAUCAGCUGCCCAUGAACGACUUUCCCGAGCUAACCUCCGGUGUCAUUCCCUGGCUAGAGGAACACUGCAAGCCACAUCUGCUACGAGAUGUUGUCAAUCGAACGCUGGGUCAUAUUACGGCCAGUUACGUCCGCGCACAGCAAGCCGGCAGUACGAGUGGUAGCGUUAAGAUGGAAUGACUCAAUUCGAGAUGUUGGACGAAGAAUAGUUGAUAGAUGUCAAAGAGGUAUAUUAUAAAAGGUUAAUCUUUUAAA
Messenger RNA from Malaya genurostris, 1166 nucleotides. RefSeq names its product max-like protein X (gene bigmax). Gene Ontology annotation, biological process: regulation of transcription by RNA polymerase II. The coding region runs from base 327 to 1091 and encodes 254 amino acids. The record is from RefSeq and is a predicted model, not a curated record. Lineage: Eukaryota; Metazoa; Arthropoda; Insecta; Diptera; Culicidae. The transcript is spliced from 3 exons. Gene Ontology annotation, cellular component: nucleus. Gene Ontology annotation, molecular function: DNA-binding transcription factor activity, RNA polymerase II-specific; RNA polymerase II cis-regulatory region sequence-specific DNA binding; protein dimerization activity.